AUGAAUUGCCUCAGGUUACACAACCCCAAUCUACGAGCAUUCGCCCUCAAACGUGUCCAAAGCACCCAUUGGGCUGCACCGGCCAGCUUGCUCACAAGAACAUACUUGACGAAGCCGUGUCUGCAGCCACUUCCAAUCAACCCGUUAUUGCUUACAAGUCGUUUGACCAAGUUCAACUACUCCACGAGAACGGCACCUCCUCCUCCUCCACCGCCACCACCAUCAGGAGGUAGAAAUGCAAAGGGCGAAAAGAUACUCAAUCGCAUAUCGCGCGCAUUCACCUUUUCACUAUCGACAGUUAUCGUCAUUGCCGCAUCGGGAGUAGCGAUGUUGGUGCUCUACUUGAUCAUCAGCGAGCUAUUUUUCCCUCUGGGUGACACUACCACGUUCAACAAGGCCGUGAGUUUGAUUCAAGACAAUGCCGAGGCUCAAAAAGUUCUCGGUUUCCCCGCGGGUGAAAGAUUGAAAGCUUAUGGGAUCGUUGCUGCUGACCGCUGGGUGCGCAAUCGCCCCGUGCAGAGCGCCAAGAGGAAAGGCCAAGAUGGCAAGGACCACUUGUUUAUGAAAUUUCAGGUUGAGACUAGUAAGGGGAAUUACGGUGUGGUCACUUUGGAACAAGUCGAUUAUAGUUGGUGGAGCACCAAGUUUGAGUACAUUUCGUUGGAUGUGCCUGGCCAUAGAACUGUGUAUAUUGUCGCGCCGCCUAGACCACACAUUGCCCCUGCUGUGGGGAAAGGUACGGGAUUCUUGGGGUUGAAUUGGGGGCCAAAGAAGGACUGA
Lodderomyces beijingensis is the source of this 780-nucleotide messenger RNA. NCBI's taxonomy places the organism in Eukaryota, Fungi, Ascomycota, Pichiomycetes, Serinales, Debaryomycetaceae. The record is from the annotation of a GenBank genome assembly.